AUGAAGAAUAAAUCCAUAAGGAAAGAAAGACAAAGUGGAGAAACAUUAGAAGAUAAUAUUGAAGAAAUAAAUUAUUGUAUUAAAGUUAUUCCAAAGGACAAAAUAAAUAGUAAAGGGAAUGGUGCUAUAAGGUUAAGCAACUUAGAUAUGAAUAGAAGUAAUAAUGGUAACUAUUAUAAUCAAAAUAAUAAUGUAGAAAAUAUAAAUGAUUUUGAAACAGAAUGUCGUAAUUAUAUUGAAGAUAUAUUAAAAAUUGAUGAAUAUGUUAAACUCCCCAAUAGUAUUAAUAAUGAACAAGAUAAAAUAAAAUGGAAAAAAGCUCAUUCUCUAAGAAAUAGAAUGAAGGAAUAUGAUUUGAUUACAAGAACAAGAUUAUAUCAAAGUAAUUCAGUUAAUAAUAAAGCAAAAUUAAAUAGAGAAAGAUAUAUAAUAUUAAAUAAAAUACCUAGAUAUAGAGAAGCAUUUCCUUCCAUUAUGAAUAAUACUUCAACAGAUAAGAUUAAAGAAGAUAUUAUACGUACAUAUCUUAAAACACAUGCAGCUUAUUUCUUGUCACAAAAUAAAAAAAAUAGUAAUUUAAGUCUGAAAAAUAUGGGAAGAAAUACCUAUUUUUCAUUUAGAAAAAAAUCAGAUGAUAGAAAUAAUUCCUUAAUAAAUUAUAAUAAGCAUAUGAAUGAUAAAUCAAAAAGUGUAGAACAUAAUAAUUGCCCCAAUCUAAAAAAAAAAGAUCGAUCAUAUAAUUUAUGGAAAAGAAUAACUGUUGAUGAUAUAAAGAAUACACAUUUUACUCCUACUGAGAAACAAUAUUUAAAAGAUUAUAAUAUAUUUUUAAAUGAUGCAUUUAAUAAUUUUAAAAUAAAUCAAAAUAAUAAUAAAAGACAACUUAAUGUAAAAAAUCAGAAAAAUAUUCCUAAUUAUGAUAUGAUUAAUAAUAAAAUAUAUGGACAUAUUAAAAAUAAUGCAAACAACAACUUAUAUAUUAAUAAUCAAAAAAGAGAAGAUGCUUAUAUAAUUAAUCCUUCACAAAAUAAUAUAAUUACAUCACCUAACGAAGAACAAUAUCCAUAUUUUAAUAAUUAUUCUUAUUCGGAUAAGAACAAAAAUUUAAGCACAUAUAAUACUGAAGGAAAGAGAAACAUAUAUACAAAUGAUGUAAAAAGUAAUACAAAUUAUCAACAUUCUAAUAACUCAAAUUAUUCUGAUGAAUCUUUAAAUAUGUUUUCUAACUCUUCAACAAGUAUAUAUGAAAAAUAUAAUCUAAAGGACAAAAACUUUGUUUUGAAAAGAGAUAGAUAUGCUUUAUUGGGAAAAAUUAAAAACAAUAAGGAAAUAGAAGUUAAAUUGGUUUUAAAUAAGGUUUGA
Plasmodium falciparum 3D7 is the source of this 1362-nucleotide messenger RNA. RefSeq lists its product as uncharacterized. NCBI's taxonomy places the organism in Eukaryota, Apicomplexa, Aconoidasida, Haemosporida, Plasmodiidae. The record is from RefSeq and is a predicted model, not a curated record.